Molecule: messenger RNA, 927 nt
Organism: Diabrotica balteata
Lineage: Eukaryota; Metazoa; Arthropoda; Insecta; Coleoptera; Chrysomelidae
Source: the annotation of a GenBank genome assembly
AUGGCUCAAGGAGUAUUGAGCUCGGAUAUCUCCAGAAGAAACCCACAGGAUGACUACGAAUUAAUUCAGCGAAUAGGGAGUGGGACUUAUGGGGACGUUUAUAAGGCUAAAAGACUCUCAACUAACGAUUUUGCUGCGAUAAAAGUGAUAAAACUAGAACCUGGUGAUGAUUUUGGAAUCAUACAGCAAGAGAUUCUUAUGAUGAGAGACUGUCUACAUCCCAAUAUUAUAGCGUAUUAUGGUAGUUAUUUGCGUAGGGAUAAACUAUGGAUUUGUAUGGAAUAUUGUGGAGGUGGUUCUCUACAGGAUAUAUACCACAUAACUGGUCCUUUAGCUGAAAAUCAAAUAGCGUACAUGUGCAGGGAAACGUUACUAGGUUUACAAUACCUUCAUAACAUGGGGAAAAUGCAUCGAGACAUAAAGGGUGCCAACAUCCUUCUGACUGAAUGUGGUGAUGUCAAAUUGGCCGAUUUUGGAGUAUCCGCUCAAAUUACUGCUACAAUAAAUAAGAGAAAAUCGUUUAUAGGCACACCCUAUUGGAUGGCCCCAGAGCAUGCGUUUUUCCAAGGAGACAUGCACAGAAGACUGGCUUUAGAAUUAUUGCAAAAAGUUAACAAUCCUUCACAUAUGUUUGCUGACCUCGAACCUGACGAAGAUGGGGCUGUGCCGAAUGUUCCGCAAAGAAUUGCAUCACGACUGACUUCAAGACCAAAACCCCAGAACGCUGUUCUUUCUAACUCAGAUGUAGAUCGCAUCGAUGAAGCUAAUAACACUCUACAGAGAUCAGUAAUAGUGGAAGAAAAACAACCGCAAUGGGACCUGAUGGAUAUUAUGAACAACGUCACCAGCGUGCACAAUUGCGUAGAACAUCAAAAUCAAAAAUGUGGAAUCGGAAAUGCUUUUGAUUCGCUGAAUAGGGAGAAGUGA